GAUGUGUGUGAACAGAAGUGAGUGUGUGUCGGUCCGAGGUCCAGCUCAGGGAGCGAUGUGCUCCGCGCGCGGCUGCUGUGGUCUGACGUGCUGACGUGUUCACAGCAGCAGCAGCGCGAGACUGACACAGCGGCACAAGCGGACAGAAUGUCAGAAGGAGACAGUGCCGGUGAAUCCAUCCAUGGGAAACCAUCAGCGAUCGGAAACUUCUUUAAACGGCUCGGGCAGAUUUAUCAGUCAUGGUUGGACAAGUCAACACCGUUCUCAGCAGUCCGAUGGGCGGUCACUCUUCUUCUAACGGCCAUAUAUAUGAUCAGAGUAUAUAUACUACAGGGGUGGUAUAUAGUCACAUAUGCUCUUGGGAUCUACCACCUAAACCUCUUCAUUGCUUUCCUCUCACCAAAAGUGGAUCCCUCGUUGCUUGAUGAUCCAGAUGAGGGUCCAGCACUUCCCACGAAACAGAACGAGGAGUUCCGGCCGUUCAUCAGGAGGUUGCCUGAAUUCAAAUUCUGGCAUUCAGCGACGAAAGGCAUCAUCGUCGCUAUGAUUUGCACGUUCUUCGAAGCCUUCAACGUGCCAGUGUUCUGGCCCAUCCUCGUAAUGUAUUUCAUCAUGCUGUUCUGCAUCACCAUGAAACGGCAGAUCAAGCACAUGAUCAAGUAUAGAUACCUGCCCUUCACACAUGGGAAGAGGACUUACAGAGGCAAGGAAGACACAGCGAAAACAUUUGCUAGUUAAAAUUCCCCUUCCUGAAAUCAAAGUUAUUGAUGAAGAAUGGUGCGUAAAGGGGGUUGAGGUUUUCUUUUUUCUUUUGCUUUCUUUCUUUUUCGGAGUAAGGAGAAGCCAAGCCUGUUGAAACUUUUGAGCGACAUGGAUACUGUAAUGCUGUCUUUAAGCGUUUGUGGUUUGGGCCUAUGAGAAAUGCUGUUGAGAGCUUUUACACGGGCAAAUUUGAAUAUAUUUGGACAACCAAGUAUGAGAUUUGACUCCUUAUUUUCUCUGUGGUCCCCAUUCUUCUUCAAACCAAGAGGAUUUGGUAGACCGUCUUCUCCAGGAUAGAUUUAAAAAAUGCUAGUUCAUGCUAACUUUUCAAUCAUUUACCCACCUUUGUGUCAUUUUCAAUCAAUAUGGCUUUUUUCAGUGGAAAACGAAAGAGGGUGAUAUUUAGCGGAAUGUACGCGCUGCUCUUUUCCAUAGCUUUAACGUUCUGGAAAAUAGCAGCAUCAAUAUAAUCUCAUUUUGUGUUUCACUAGUGGAAAUAUGUUAUUGGAAUUAAAUGGAGGUGAGAAGUGGACUACUACAUGAUUAUUUAUGAACAUGGGAUAUAAAUAUAAUAUAAAGUAGCGGGAAGAGAUGUCACUGAUCAUAGGGACUUGCCACAUGUUAAUAAUUGCCUUUAAUGAACAUUUGUAAUUCUCUUAAUGUGCUGUAGCAUUGUAUUUGACACCUUGACCACAUCCAUGCGUGCUGUUUGUAAGUUAUUCUUCAGUAGUUUAAACUCCCCUCACCUUGUACAUCAGGUUUUUAACACAAGCGUGCAUUCCAUUAAAAUAGUGUGAUUCAAAGAUA
Messenger RNA from Carassius auratus (goldfish), 1569 nucleotides. RefSeq names its product retention in endoplasmic reticulum sorting receptor 1 (gene rer1). Gene Ontology annotation, biological process: protein retention in ER lumen; retrograde vesicle-mediated transport, Golgi to endoplasmic reticulum. The record is from RefSeq and is a predicted model, not a curated record. Gene Ontology annotation, cellular component: Golgi membrane. Bases 148 to 738 code for a protein of 196 amino acids. The transcript has 7 exons. Lineage: Eukaryota; Metazoa; Chordata; Actinopteri; Cypriniformes; Cyprinidae.